Molecule: messenger RNA, 2249 nt
Organism: Gaeumannomyces tritici R3-111a-1
Lineage: Eukaryota; Fungi; Ascomycota; Sordariomycetes; Magnaporthales; Magnaporthaceae
Exons: 2
Coding region: 121-1833 (570 amino acids)
Source: RefSeq, a predicted model, not a curated record
GGUGCCUGGAACCCAACGCUUUAAUAUCGGCUGGGGAAACUUGCUCAAACCUUCUCUCCACCAUCAGGCCUCACCGUCAUCAUUCGUCUCUUCUCAGGAAAAAUUGCCUUUCCCACCAUCAUGUCUCGCCCAAGCGCCUACCACAGGUUUUGUGCAGCUUUUGUGCGGACCCGAGGCGGAGCCCUCGUUACCUGCACUGGUCCUUUGCACCGCAAGGUGCGCGGGAACUGGCAGGAGGUCUGGCUGGCGCUGCACUCGUCCUCGUCCGACGAGCAAGCGCUUUCCCAGGAUCUCUAUGGCCCGGGGAUCGGAGAAGCCGUCGUCAACAAGACCAAACAUGGCCUGUCGCCGAGGAGCAAGCUCGUCGUCAGGGUCGAAGCAGUCCAGCAGGUCGAGCUGGCCAUAUACGAGACCGAGGAGGGAGAGGACGGCGGGGACGCCAUCCUCGGCCUCAUCUUCCAGAACUGCUCCGCAUCCGAGGCCGCCUUUGACGACGUGUUCGCCAGGCUGCUUCUGCGGGACAUCAGGCUCUUCACCACGACGCCCCUGGACAACCUGCCGCCCCAAGCCAGUGCCGCCACGGAAAAGAUCGUCGACCUUUUCGACUCCACGCUCAGAUAUGUCAUCGACGAGGAUAAGUGGAGGGUCUCGGGGCGGGACUACUUUCGCGAGCGAGUCGACGACUUUGUGCGGCGUGGCGCCAGGGUCGAGUUCUGCCUCCCGGCUUUCCCUUGCAAAUCCUCCAAUCUGGACAAGGUUUCCGGCGUGCUCCCGGAUAGGGGCGAGCAGCUCGCACUUGAAAAUCUCCACUCCUUUGUCGAGGCCAUAGAGGGCGUCUACAAGCCUGGAGCCAAGCUGUGGAUUGUGAGCGAUGGCCACGUGUUCAGCGAUUGCAUCGGCGUCGAUGAUGAGGUUGUCGACAGGUAUAACGCUGAGAUCAUCAGGCUGAAUACUGAAAUCGGGAGGCGGCGCCGGGGCGCGGACCGAGUCGGGUUCAUGUCACUGGUCGAUAUUUUCGACCUAGCGCACUCGACACCCGAAGUCACGCUCGCGCUGUCCCUGCGCCUCCCCGUCCUCGAGACCCAGAUCGCCACCAAGCGCACGGCGCCGGCCGAGCUGAGCCGGCGGAUGCUGCUCGAGGCCGGGCGGUCCAACGACAGCCUGCUGCGGGCGCGCAUCGAGUCGGGCGAGCACAGCGCCCUCAAGCUGUACCGCGGCUUCUCGCGCUUCAUGGCCGAGGACCUGUGCCACAACCGGUACGCGUCGCACCUGAGCCGCAGCAAGCUCAAGAAGCUCGCCACCCGGGUCUCGUUCGAGAUGCUGCAGCGCAACGAGGCCUACUCGAACCUGGUCGAGCUCAUCUUCCCGCACCACGUCCGCCUCUCCAUCCACGCGCACAACAACGCCGGGCCCAAGUUCGGCAUCCGCCUGCUCGGCCGCCACGCCCGAGCCCUCGAGCGCCUCUCGCUCGCCGGCGCCGCCGCGGAGAUGCGCUCCGUCGACCUGCUGCACGUGCCGACGCCCUGGCACAACUGCCUCGUCGAGGUGGCUGGGCACCCGGGGCCCAUCAUGACCAAGUCCCGCGCCGUGAGGGAGGCGCUGGCCCGCGGCGAGUUCGUGGGCGGCUGGGUCGAGGGGGACCGGCUGGGCGUCGCGGGCCGCUUCAGCCUCGAGCUUCCGUCGAGGCUCCAGCCCAAGCGCUGCGACGGCGAGGUCUGGGACCUGCUCGAUUGCUGCGAUCCCGGGAACCCGUAUCUGCGUGGGCGGGACGCUGUCCUGGAAGCCGAGAUGCGCUACUGGUACGCGUCCUCGGCAGGCAUCACAUUGUCCUAGUUUUCUUCUGUUUCGGGCCGGCUGAAGUUCAGCAAGAAUUUUCCUCAAAGUAUGGCGACUCACGGCACGGUAUGGAUUCUUCAAUGCUUGUCAUGUUUGCCACAACGAAUGUGGUGUCCACAGUGGUGUGGGAUUAUCAGGGCGAUCCCUCUACCCCACCCACCCACCGCUGGACCUUGUUUCUGCUUUUAUUUCCAACAACGCGAAAAUUGAACUUCCGUUGAACGUUUUUACUUCCCUUUCCAUUCCGUCUGGUUAUCGCAACCACCGAGCCCUCACCAUCCUGUGACCCGCGGGACUCUGGAGCCCGUCCAUUCUCCACAUGCCCAAUAAGAUACAUGCCUCGUUUCGGUCGGUCGGCGAUGCCUCAGGCUCUGUCUCUUAGGUGUAAUAAAAAUGCAAUUGCGGUUAGUCGG